AUGAUUGGUGAAAAAGAUCUUAAUUCCAAUUCUCAAUCAUUUAAAGCUGUGGAUACUCCAUUAAAUAAUGAUGAACAAAUAUUGAAUGAUAUUCAUUCGGGAUCCAUCACUUCACCAACUAAAUCUUGGGAACCUAUUUUAGAGAAAUCUAUAAAUGCUAUCGUAUCCAUCAAAGCAAAUCGUGUGAGAAGUUUUGAUACAGAGAGAGCUGCUGAUUAUUCGGCCACGGGAUUUAUCGUUGAUAAAGAGAGAGGAAUUAUUUUAUCAAAUCGUCAUGUUGUAUCACCAGCACCUAUCGUCGCUCAAGCUAUAUUUAGAAAUUACGAAGAAGUAGAAUUACAACCAAUUUAUCGUGAUCCAGUUCAUGAUUUUGGAUUUUUUAAAUUUGAUCCAUCCAAGAUUAAGUUUAUGGAUUUAGUACAGAUUCCUCUUUGUCCGGAAAAAGCGAAAGUUGGAAUAGAAAUAAGAGUUGCUGGAAAUGAUAAUUGUGAAACUUUGUCAAUUUUAUCUGGAACAUUAGCAAGACUUGAUAGAAGAGCCCCGUUGUAUGGUGCUGGUAAUUAUAAUGAUUUUAAUACCUUUUAUUUACAAGCAGCAUCCGGAACUAGUGGUGGAUCAUCAGGAAGUCCAGUUCUUGAUAUUGAGGGUAAUGCAGUUGCCCUCAAUGCUGGUGGUACAAAAGAAGCAUCAUCUAGUUUUUAUCUUCCUUUGAAUAGAGUAAAAAGAGCUCUUAAGUAUAUUCAAGAAGGAAAAGAAGUUCCACGUGGAACUCUUCAAACAGAAUUUGAAUAUAAACCUUAUGAUGAACUUCGACAUUUGGGUCUUAAAUCAAGUAUUGAACAAGAAAUUCGAAAAAAGUUUCCUGAUGAGACUGGAUUAUUGGUGGUUCGUAUUGUAUUACCAAAAGGGCCAGCUGAUGGUUUACUUAUACCUGGUGAUAUUAUAAUUCGUGCAAAUAAAAAUAUGAUAGCCAAUUUUACACAAUUAUUUUCAAUAAUCGAUGAUUCAGUUGGGGAAGAUAUUGAAUUAACAAUAUGUCGUGGAAAAGAGCAACUUGAUGUUAAAUUGAAAAUCCAGGAUCUUCAUUCCAUAACACCAAAUCGAUUUGUUGAAAUUGGUGGUGGUAUAGUUAAUGAGCUAUCAUAUCAACUUGCUUAUUCUUAUUCAUGGUCUGUUGGCGGUCCGUAUAUAGCUGAAGGAGGUUAUAUGUUUACUUGUGCAUCAGCCUGGCGUAUGAGUAUUAUCACUAGCGUUAAUAAUAUCCCAACACCAAGCUUGAAUGAAUUUAUUGAGGCCAUGAAAACUCUACCAGAUGGUGCUAGAGUACCAAUAAAAUUUUAUCAUAUAACUAACAUCAAUAACGAAAAAACUUCAAUUAUGCAUGUGGAUAGGCAUUGGCACAAAUUUAAAAUAGCUGUUCGUAAUGACACUACUGGAUUAUGGAAUUACGAGGAAAUGCCUCCUUCUCCAUCUAUUCAUUCAUAUAAACCUGAAACAGCACAAAUUCAAGAUUUGGACGAAUCAUUACAACCUGCAGGAAAAAUUUGGCCUUCACUUGUUACAGUUACUUUCAAUUUACCAUAUAAUGUUAAUGGAUUGAGAAAUACAUCAAAUACACAGUUUUAUGGUGCGGGAGUGAUAUUAUCCAUUGAUCCACCUUUAAUUUUAUGUGAUCGAUAUACAGUACCAAUAAGCAUUGGUGAUAUUUUUAUCACUUUUGCUAAUAAUAUUAUUAUACCUGGAAAAUUAACAUAUCUUCACCCAUUAUAUAAUUAUGCUAUUCUCACAUAUGAUAAAACAUUAUUAGGAAAAACUCCUAUCAAAGCAAUUGAAUUAAGUGAUAAGGAAUUAGUACAAGGUGAUUCUGUUUAUUUAGUAGGAAUUUGUAGUGAUUGUACACCUGUAGUGAAGAAAACUACUGUAAAACGUGUUACAAAUGUCUAUUUAUCGAAAUGUUAUCCUUUAAGAUGGAGGGGUUUAAAUUUUGAAGAUGUUAGAUUGGAUGAUUAUGUAGAAUCAUUAGGCGGUGUAUUAUGUGAUAGUGAUGGAAACGUACAAGGGUUAUGGUUAACUUAUUCUGCACAAGAUAAUAAACAUAAUGAUCUUACAUACAAGUGUGGAUUUUCAAUAUCUUUAGUGAAACCAAUUUUAAAUUCUCUUAAAUUAGAUGAAUUUCCAAAAUUACAUGGUCUUGAUAUUGAAUUUUGGACAAUACAAAUAUCAAAAGCAAAAGAUUAUGGUUUAUCAGAUGAAUGGGUUAGAAAAGUUGAAUCUAUACCAAAUUCAAAAAAUAAUUUAUUACGUAUAUUAAAUAUACUUGAUUCAACAAGUCCUUCAGGAAAAUCAUUAGAAGUAGGUGAUAUUAUUUUAAUGAUAAAUAAUAAUAUGGUAACGAAAAUGUCUGAUUUACCUAUGGCUUUUCAUUAUUCAGAAGAAGUUGAUAUGUUAAUAUUACGGGAUGGAAAAGAAUUAGAUAUUAAAAUAAAAACAACCCCAUAUUAUGGAAAAGAGACGACAAAGAUUAUAGGAUGGUCAGGUGCAAUUAUACAAGAACCAUAUGAAGCAGCAUUAGAACGAAUUAAAAAUGUACCAACAGGUGUAUAUGUAUCAUUUAGAUUUAAUGGUUCACCAGCAUUAAAAUUAAGCCAAGGAGUUUGGAUUGUUGAAUUACAAGGAAGAGAAGUGAAUGACAUAGAUUCAUUUUUAAAAGCUAUAUAUGCACAUGAAAAAGAAAUUAAAGAAAAGCCUGAAGAAAAUAAUGAUGGAUAUGUAAGAAUUAAAACUAUUAGUGAUACAAAUGUUACAGAAGUUGUAACUAUGAAAUUAGACCCACAUUACUGGGGUAUUUGGCAGUUGGUUGAAGAUAAAGAAGCGUUAACAGGAUGGAAGUUUAUCGAAUCUUAA
Messenger RNA from Rhizophagus irregularis DAOM 181602=DAOM 197198, 2904 nucleotides. RefSeq lists its product as uncharacterized. Lineage: Eukaryota; Fungi; Glomeromycota; Glomeromycetes; Glomerales; Glomeraceae. Gene Ontology annotation, molecular function: protein binding. The record is from RefSeq and is a predicted model, not a curated record.